AUGGAUAAAAAUGGCGUGAGGUUCAAAUUCAAUGCGUAUGCACCUGAAUUCGUGUCGAGAUCGCGUACCCAAAUGUUACCCGUUUCGACUUAUUAUUACCCUUUCUUUCACUAUCGUAACGGUGGCGACGGUAGUGGUGGUGGUGGAGGAUUUGAUUGGUUCUUUGUCGCAAACGAAUCAUUGUCAAGGCAAAUAAGCCAAGAUCCUGAAGGUUAUGUUCCCAUAUCUUUCAUUUCUUCAACAAAGAAAAUCAAGUCUCUCAUCUCUAACAACCAGUUGCUGGCCAAAGUACUUCGAUCCUCUUCAAAGCUUGUUGUUAGUGAUGAUGGUAAGAAGGUUAAACUUUUAGUGGUUUUGGGUUUACUUGUUUCGUCUCAUACCGUUGUUGUAGAGAAUUUGCUUGAAGAUUACUCUCAUCAGAACCUAAACAAAAUUUUUAAAGUUGUCGGAAGUGUGAAGAACAUUCAAAUAUGUCAUCCUCAAGAGUCCAAUUCUCCUCGCUCUAAAACUGAUUUUUCCACUUCUAACAAGGUACGAUAA
Gossypium raimondii (Peruvian cotton) is the source of this 540-nucleotide messenger RNA. Its product is annotated as la-related protein 6C-like. NCBI's taxonomy places the organism in Eukaryota, Viridiplantae, Streptophyta, Magnoliopsida, Malvales, Malvaceae. The record is from RefSeq and is a predicted model, not a curated record. The coding region runs from base 1 to 540 and encodes 179 amino acids. Gene Ontology annotation, cellular component: nucleus. Gene Ontology annotation, molecular function: mRNA binding. The transcript has 7 exons.